Prunus armeniaca (apricot) is the source of this 372-nucleotide messenger RNA. NCBI's taxonomy places the organism in Eukaryota, Viridiplantae, Streptophyta, Magnoliopsida, Rosales, Rosaceae. The record is from the annotation of a GenBank genome assembly.
AUGAAGCCUGCGGAAGUGCUGAUUGAAUCCACUGGAUUUCUUGAAAUAUUAACAGAUCAGCUGAUAAAUGAAGCACUUCUAAAAUCUCUUCCAAAACUGGUUACUUCACUAUCAGCAUCAACUGAGGGGGCAGAUGAUGCAGCAGUGGCAAUCACACAACAACCGACCCUGUUAGCAAGAGUGUGGCAAUUCAGUGUUGGAGGGACAGAUAUAAGAAUUAGGGGAAUGGCAAAAGGUUCCAGGAUGAUCCACCCCAAUAUGGCUACCAUGCUUGAAGUAAUAACAACUGAUGCAAUGGUUAGCAGUGAUGUUUGGAGAAAAAUGGUUCAAGUUGCUGUCAACCGAAGCUUCAACCAAAUAACAUUUUGGUAG